GAGACUAUUUCCAGUUAUGCCAGUGCAGCUCCUAUCUACUUGAAUGGGGAACAGAUUGAAAUAUCCUAAACGGCUCUCCUUGAGAUGUUCUCAGGGUAUCAGGAGAGGGACGAUUAUGAGGAUGAGCUGUACCAGGAUGAGGCCGACUCGGGUUUGUCCGAUGCUGACAGUGAGCUGGAGUUCCGGCUUUAUUCACAGCUGCAUUACAGUGCCGAGAACCAUGAGGACUUGACAGAGGUCCAGUCAGCAAGAGCGCAGACUCAACCUCAGCAGAAUUCCUUGGCUCCUUCUCCUGCGCCAUCUGAUGUCAUUGUGAUUGACUCUGGCUCAGAUGCUAUCACGGUCUCAGACAACACAGAGGAAGAUGAGAGCGUGUGUGCUAAGAAAGGUCGAACAUCAAAGCACUGUAGCCUGGCACACAGGAAGUGGCAGCCCUAUGACGUCCAUUCACCCUGUCCCGCACAGGCUCGAACUGGAAGGAGUUCCUCUGACGAUGUUGUGGUGUUGGAUUCUGAGUCAGACGAGAGCUCGGAUUCACACUCCAUACCUCCUUAUGUGGAGGAUGUGGAUUCGGACUCUGACUCAGACUCGGAUGAAUUGGAGAACUGGAUGAUUCUGGGCGGGGACAACCAGGAUGGAGAUCAGAGCAUCCAGCUGAACCUGUCCAUACCGGAUCACCAUGAGAGACAGGAAAAUGUCCCAGUUCGAGGGAAGGAACAAGGAAGGAAUUGGUCUGUUUCAGAAAAGGAUAAACAGGCUCAAAUCUAUAAUAAAGGGGUUGGCCCGAGGCGUCUUUCAAAUCGUUACUACACUGAAAAAUCUGUCACGUGUCACAACUGCAACAAGAUCGGCCACCUCUCCAAAAACUGCCCCACAGCAAAGAAGGUGCCAUGCUGCUCAUUAUGUGGGCUUCGGGGGCACUUGGCGAGGACCUGUCCGAACCGUCACUGUUCAAACUGCUCGCUGCCCGGCCACACCUAUGACGACUGUCUGGAGAGAGCUUACUGGCACAAAUGCUGCCACCGCUGUGGCAUGAUCGGACACUUCAUUGACGAGUGCCCGGAAAUCUGGAGACAGUACCACCUCACGACCACGCUGGGACCCAUCUGUAAGGCCAGUGAUCCAGAGGCUUGCAAGACCCCCUCCUACUGCUACAACUGCUCAAAGAAAGGACACUUAGGUUAUGAAUGCUCUGAGAGGAGAAUGUAUAAAGGAACAUAUCCCACCCUGCCAUUUGUUUCCUAUUACGACAAGAUGAAUGACAUCAAGUGCCGGGACCGUCGGAUUGAAAAGAAGGCCAAAGAACUGCUGGAAGCUGUAUUGAUUAAGCAAGAUCAACCGCCCAGGAAGAAACAGAAAACCAGCUACAGACAGUCCCCGUAUACCCCCACCACUCACGCAAACAACUCACACAAGCCGAAGAGACGCAUCGCUCACACGCCCAAACACCAUCCACAGGCACACAAACAGAACACACACUUGCAUUUCAAGCAGGGCUCAAAAACACCGGGGACUGGUGGCAAGUACAUCCCUCAGAGUGCAUUCACACCCCAAGAGCAAGGCAAGAAUAAAAACCGAAGACAAAAGAAGAAAAAUAACAAAAUGGCUGCACCUUUAUGUAGAGACGAAGAUGCAGACUUUCCAAGAGGUGGCCAGAACAGUCCUCACACUUCAGGGGUUCGCCAAUCACCUCAGAACGCUCAUAAAAAGCCAGAUUUGCUCUUUGGAAUGAGAAAGAACAAUACAGGGAAUAGAGAGAAAAGCAAAAAAAAGAUGAGGAGACUCAGAAAUAAGCAAAGAAAAGAAGCAAAAGAUUCUGCCAUGUAUCCAUCUGAUGAAAACCUUUUUCUGAUCAAACAAAAGCAAAGAUAAAAACAAAAACAACAUUUGCCUAAUUGUGUGUACACUCAUUGGGGAAGAAUGCACGUGUGUUUGGCUGUCAGUGAGAAGGUGAUUCUCUCAAAUGUGUAUCACACCCUACUGGCUAUUUCCAAAAAGAUCUGUUUUGCUCCACCUUCUUCCAUCCACAUGGUUUCAUUAUUUAUUAAGGCACAUUUAGUCUUUAUUUGUUGUGAAAAGUCGAAAGCAAAUCAGUCCUUUCUACCCUAAUACAGAGGUAGAUUGCAGCUAUUGAAUAUUGUUGGAUGUAACGAUCAUCUCUGAUUUUAGAGAAUUUGAAGGCGUACUACACACAUACAGUAAAUUAAGCAAAUGUAUGCAUGUGCAUAUUUUAAACCCACUGUGUUCAAGACUGAAGAGGGUCAUGCUGACAAUUUAAUUUCCUCUUACAAAGAAUUGAUAGAGAGUUCAUUAAUGCCCACCCCUCAGCAGAGCACAGCAAAAUUACAUAAGCAAGGCUGGACCCACUUUAUAUUAGGUGUCUUUUACUACUAUGUACUUAAAGGAAUGUUCCGGGUCCAAUACCAGUUGAGCUCAAGCGACAGCAUUUGUGCCAUAAUGUUGAUUACCACAAAAAUACAUUUCGACUCGUACCAACUUCAUUAGCAUGACUAUGUAAUGUCUACAAACCCUAAAAUGACCCAUUUGAACAACUUUACAGCUCAAACAAUACAUGAGUUUUAGGGUCACACUGUAACCUCGAUUUUUGCUUUUUUUUAAAGAAAAGGAGGAACAAGUCCUAAUACAUUUUUGUGGUAAUAUACAUUGAGCCACAAAUGCUGUCGACUGACCUUAACUUGUAUUGAACCUGGAAUAUUCCUUUAAACAUUUAAGUGUUAUUGCUUUGUACUUGCAUCUAAAUGUCCUGCAUUUAAUUACAUCUAACCCAACCCCUAACCCCUACUCCUAAACCUACUCCUACCUCAACCUCAGUAGCAAGCAGCAAUGGGAAUCUUGUGAGAAUUUUGCAAAACAACAUGUAGUUACACAAUGCAUUUAUUGUAUUGGAUGUAUUUUAAUGUUGGUACAUAGUAGUUAAAGACACCUAAUAUAAAAUGGGACCACGGUACUUACACAGGAACUAUACAGUUGAAUAUGUUUGGCAAAUAGUUGGUGUUUUAGUGUUAAAGUCCCGCUUGUACUUAGAUUUUUCUAAAUCUUUUAUGUACAUGUUUAUUUUGUGAAGUCUUGAUUAAAGUCAGUUUGCUUUGAUGUUCUGUUUGAGACUGUAUUUUGUCGAGAAACAGAACAUUUAUUUUUUUUUGCGCCAUGGCCUCAUUUACUGUAUCCCAGUGCUUGUAUUUAUUAACAUCUUUUUAACGAACAUCCAGUUUUUUAGGUUUUUAAUGCCUGAUCCCCAUAGAGAUGCCUGGUGACCUGGCAAAUGCAUGGCACAAGGAUGUAAAUAAAGAAAUACUAAA
Xyrauchen texanus (razorback sucker) is the source of this 3320-nucleotide messenger RNA. Its product is annotated as zinc finger CCHC domain-containing protein 7-like. The record is from RefSeq and is a predicted model, not a curated record. The transcript has 9 exons. Bases 85 to 1872 code for a protein of 595 amino acids. NCBI's taxonomy places the organism in Eukaryota, Metazoa, Chordata, Actinopteri, Cypriniformes, Catostomidae. Gene Ontology annotation, molecular function: nucleic acid binding; zinc ion binding.